AGAAAUAGACGUUUAAUGACCAGUACGAAAAUGAAACUAAAUAUUACAACAGCAACAAAAGUACAUGUCAGACUUGACCCCGUAAGAAAAAUGUUAUUUAUGCGAAAUGUAUUAUUUUAAUUCCAUACAUUUCCAGCUUUGGGUGACGCCUGUCAUCAGACUAGCAGUCUCAGGCUUUUAUUUUGUAGGGUAAAUGACUCCACGUCAGGUCAUAAUAUCCGCUGCUUGCUGAGACUGGAUUGCACAUGUGCGUAAAGGCUACAAGCAUGUCUGCUGAGAUAGGAAGUUGGUUCUUUAACUCAUCGUGACAGAUUAUCAGUGAAGGUCUCUGACACAUCUGUGGAUUGAUGGACUUCUCGGGAAGCUGAUUCGAGUUUCUCCAGUGCAGAGGCUGCCCCUUGUAUAAAUAUGGCUGGAUUUAUUGCAAAUCAGCGCAGGUUGCUGCUUGUAUUGAACAGAAGAUUUCACGCACCUUUAUCAGCCUCCCAGGUUGCCUUUUACUACGUAACAGCUUCACACCUGAACCCAAAGGACAGCAAGGUCAGCCCUGUAGCGAGGGGGCGCUCCAGGGUCCAGCACAAGCCUGCAGAAGGGCAGGAGCAUGAGGGGUCAACUCAAAGAAAAGUCUUUAAAAGUGAGAUCUCACUGCUGCAGAAGCAGAUGAGGGGAGAUGACUUCAGAGUGUCACCUGAACUCAGGAAACUGUGCUUGGACGAUUUCCCUGCAGAGAGGGAGAGGCAGGUGAAGCAGAAACCUGCACCUGAAGCCAAAUCUAAGGACUGCGAGGUUGUUUUUGGCGUUGCUCCCUGCUUCUUGGCUCUCACUCAGGGAAGGAGGAGGGUCCGUAAGCUGUUUGUAAAAGAUGGCGAGGCCUCUCACAGGGCGUCUGUGUUGAAGGUGUGCGAGGAGGCUCAUCUGCGAGGAGUUCGAGUCCAUCGGGUCAGCAGGAAGGAGCUGGACAAGAUGUCCAAUGGGGGAGUCCAUCAGGGAGUGUGCCUGCUUGCCAGUCCCCUGAGCUACCUCACCGAGGACUCUGCACCCAGCAGGAAAGAUGCUCCACUGUGGCUCGUUCUGGAGAGAAUCCACGACCCCAUGAACCUCGGCGCCAUCCUGCGCUCUGCUUAUUUCCUCGGGGUGGACAGAGUCGCCAGCAGUCUUCGCUACACCUGCCCGCUGUCUCCAGUGGUCAGCAAGGCGAGCUCGGGCAUUAUGGAGGUGAUGGGGGUGUAUGGAUAUGAAAACCUUGCAGAGAUGUUGAAGCUGAAGAUGGAGCAGGGCUGGCAGGUGGUUGGCACAGUGGGACAGGAAGCAGAAGUGUUGCAGGUGCCCAUCACCAAGUGUUCAGACUUUAAAAUGACCAAACCCACGUUGCUGCUGAUGGGAGGAGAAGGAGAAGGACUCUCCAAGGAGCUGCUCUCCACGUGUCAGACACUUCUCACCAUCCCAGCGGGCAGGGAGCUGGUGCCUGGCAUAGAGUCUCUCAACGUUUCUGUAGCCACAGGCAUCCUGCUGCACUCUUUGCUGUCCUCCAGGAGCUCGUGAUUGUUUCCUGGGAUUUGUUGACUAUAUUUUCUCUGCUAUCUGUUAUUUGGCAUUGGUGUUAUUUGAUACUUGUUACUUGAUAUCAAUGUUUUAAGUCAUCUUACUGUGUAAUUUGUAUCUUUGUACAGCACUUUAGCCAACACUACUGUUGCAAUUAAAUGUGCUAUAUAAAUAAACUAAACAUAGGUAAACGUCCACAUUUUCAAACCUUAUCCAUGUGUGUUUUGAUUCAGUACCGGA
Messenger RNA from Pundamilia nyererei, 1782 nucleotides. It is a transcript of the gene mrm1, whose product is annotated as mitochondrial rRNA methyltransferase 1 homolog (S. cerevisiae). Gene Ontology annotation, molecular function: RNA binding; rRNA (guanine) methyltransferase activity. The record is from RefSeq and is a predicted model, not a curated record. Lineage: Eukaryota; Metazoa; Chordata; Actinopteri; Cichliformes; Cichlidae. The transcript has a single exon. Gene Ontology annotation, biological process: rRNA methylation. The coding region runs from base 409 to 1542 and encodes 377 amino acids. Gene Ontology annotation, cellular component: mitochondrion.